Plasmodium gonderi is the source of this 1257-nucleotide messenger RNA. RefSeq names its product elongation factor 1-gamma. Gene Ontology annotation, biological process: translational elongation. Gene Ontology annotation, molecular function: translation elongation factor activity. Gene Ontology annotation, cellular component: nucleus; cytoplasm. Lineage: Eukaryota; Apicomplexa; Aconoidasida; Haemosporida; Plasmodiidae. The transcript is spliced from 2 exons. Bases 1 to 1257 code for a protein of 418 amino acids. The record is from RefSeq and is a predicted model, not a curated record.
AUGGACUUUAAAUUGUUAGGUCCGAAAAAUGACAUACGGUCACUAAAAGUACAAGUGGUAGCAUCAUUUUGCAACAUAAAGCUAAAUAUUCCUCAAUUUGAAAUAGGGAAAGAUGAUAAGACUCAAGAUUUUUUGAAACAUUCCCCAUUGGGAAGAUUGCCAGUUUUAAUAACCUCCCAAGGUAGUCUAUUUGAAAGCAAUGCUAUUAGUAAAUAUUUAUGCAACAUAAGAAAAGAACAUAAUUUAUUGGGAAAAGGAGUUUUUGAAGAAGGACAGGUGAACAUGUGGGUAGACUUUAAUACAUAUGAAUUAGAAAUACCAGUAUGCUGUUACAUUAGUAAUAAAUCUAAUGAAAAAUCGUUAAAGCAUAUAGAAGAAACUUUUAGCUGCCUGAAUAAUCAUUUGUUGUUAAAUCAAUUUAUGGUAGGAAAUGGAAUAACUUUAGCAGAUUUGUUUAUAUGUGUAAUUAUAAACUUUUCAAUUAAAGCAGGGAAAUUAGAUGAGAAUUUUUUAAAAAAAUAUGUAAAUUUGUUUAGACUAUACAACACAAUAAGUAAUCAGAAGCAGUUUAAAUAUGUAUUUUCCAAUCAGCAGCAAGGGGCAGGGAAAAAAGGAGGAAAUGCACAAGAGAAGAAUGUAAAAAAUAAUGGAGACAAGACAAAUAAUGAAAAGAAAAAAGAAAAAAAUAAUAAAAAAAAGGAUAAUAAAAAUGAUGAAGAUAAUGAUGAAUUCGAACUAUUUAGUGAUGAACCAACAGAAAAAAAAACAAAAAAAACAAAUCCAUUGGAUUUAUUACCCGCUUCAUCAUUUUCUCUUGAUGAAUGGAAAUACAAAUUUAGUAAUGAAAAAGAUCUUUACAACAAUGCCAUGCCACAUUUCUGGAAAACAUAUGAUCCCAAUGGAUUUUCAUUAUACUACAUGAAGUAUGAUAAAUUAGAAGAUGAAUGUCAAAUUUCUUUUGUUGCUUGUAACAUGGCAGGUGGAUUUUUACAAAGACUAGAUAAUAAUUUUUCUAAAUACUCAUUUGCAGUUAUUACAGUAUUAGGAGAAAAUAAAGAUUAUGACAUUGAAGGUGUGUGGUUAUUUAGAGGAACCGAAAUUCCAUUUGAAAUGAAAGAUCAUCCAUCUUUUGAAUAUCACAUUUUUAAAAAAUUGGAUAUCAACAAUAGCAAAGACAAGAAGAUUGUUGAGGAUUAUUGGUGUUCAAAGGAAACAGUCGCAGCUCGUCCACUUGUCGACAGGAAGGUUUGGAAGUGA